Planococcus citri (citrus mealybug) is the source of this 1724-nucleotide messenger RNA. Its product is annotated as farnesoate epoxidase-like. Gene Ontology annotation, cellular component: cytoplasm; intracellular membrane-bounded organelle. Gene Ontology annotation, molecular function: oxidoreductase activity, acting on paired donors, with incorporation or reduction of molecular oxygen, reduced flavin or flavoprotein as one donor, and incorporation of one atom of oxygen; heme binding; iron ion binding. Bases 194 to 1657 code for a protein of 487 amino acids. The transcript has 9 exons. Gene Ontology annotation, biological process: xenobiotic metabolic process. Lineage: Eukaryota; Metazoa; Arthropoda; Insecta; Hemiptera; Pseudococcidae. The record is from RefSeq and is a predicted model, not a curated record.
AGUUACUUCACACGAUGCCAACGUCCGGCCUUGUAAGUUUAUCAAAAAUUAAGCGUGAAAAAUACGAUGUGUUUUAAUUGUAAAUUUUAUAAACUGGAGUUUUUUUUGUAAUAUUUGAAUUGAAAUCCGUUAAGACAUUCAUAUGUAUCAAUAAACUCUCAAAUCAAUAGAGAAGAAAUUGUACCAAGUUAUAAUGAUUCUUGAAAUUGGCUUCAAUAUUUAUCUAGCGAUUCUAAUGGUGAUAUUUUUACUUUACUGCAUCAAAGAUUGUAAGAGACCGAAAAAUUUUCCCACUGGACCCAGAUUUCUGCCUUUUAUUGGAACCAGUUGGAUUAUACCUGCCAAAGGUAUGGAGUACUUGAUACCAAAAUGGAAAAACAAAUAUGGCAAUUUUAUUGGGCAUAAAUUCUACCACAAAAAAUUGGUCGUGUUUUGCGGAAGCCAAGAAAUCAUCGAAGGUCUAAAGCAUCCAAAUUUUCAGGGCAGAUACGUCUCAGAAUUUUUAAAGCAAAGAACUCAUAACAAAGCAUUAGGAUUUUUUUUCGCCGAUGAUGAAACAUGGUGUGAAGUGAGACGUUUCGCUUUGAGAUAUUUUGGCACUGUUUUCACUAAAGAAUUGGAAAAUAUUCUGCACGAUGAACUGUUGGAAGAAUUCGGUACAAUUCGAAGCGGCGAUAUUCACCAAAUUGAUAGAAAUUUCAUGAAAAGUGCCUUAAAUGCGAUUCUUAAAAUAAUGGUGGGGGUGCACCGAAAAGAUUUUCAAUCUGAAAUCGACGAAAUGAUAGAAAAAACUGGAAAAGCGUUCGCAGCUGGGCGUCCAACAGGAAUUGAAUCAGUAUACCCAUUUUUUAGUGGAUUUUUCCAAAAUCACCUUUUCGUUGACGCAGCACACUCGCUUCAAAAAUUUCUCAAGGCUAGAUUAGAAGAGCGUAAAAAGUCAUUCGAUUCGCUGGAUAUUAAAGAUUAUACUGAUGCGUUCAUAAAUGAAAGUCUAAAAGAACUACAGUUACAUGGAAAAGUUGAAAAUUUUACUGACGAAGAAUUUCUAUCUUGCGGUACAGAUCUGGUGCAGGCAGGAAACGAAGCAGUGGUUAAUACGGUGCAAUUCAUUUUAUUGUACGUUGCCAUGAAUCAGCGUAUUCAGCUUAAAUUACACGAAGAAAUUGAUCGGGUAAUUGGCUCAAAUCGAUAUCCAUCAUUGAACGACAAAACAAAUAUGGCUUACUUGGAAGCGACAAUUCACGAAGGAAUGCGAAUUAACCCGAUAGCACCAAUUGGCGCAAUGCAUAGAGUUACGAAGGAUACCCAAUUUAGAGAAUAUUUUUUCGAAAAAGAUACGCUGAUAACUUUUGCAUUGAAAUACGCUAUGCAUGAUCCUGAAUAUUGGCAAAAUCCAGACAAAUUUUUACCAGAAAGAUUCAUAGGAAAUGAGAGCUUAAAGAAGAAAAUAAUAACUUUUGGUUUAGGGAAACGAUCGUGUAUUGGAGAAGUGUUUUCAAGAAAUUUCGUGUUUUUGUACCUGGCGUAUUUCUUUCAAAGGUUCUCGAUCAAGUUACCACAGAACGAUUUACCAUCCACUGAUCCAAUAUUGGGAUUCACGAAUGGGCCUAAACCAUUCAAAUUAAUAAUCACAAAAAGAGAAAGAAUGGAUGAAUGAGUAGAUACCUCCAUUUUUUCAACAAAAAAAAAAAUAAUAAUAAUAAUUUGAGCUUGAUAUAGUGAGG